This is a messenger RNA of Anoplopoma fimbria (sablefish), 2481 nucleotides long. RefSeq names its product extracellular calcium-sensing receptor. The transcript is spliced from 6 exons. The record is from RefSeq and is a predicted model, not a curated record. Gene Ontology annotation, molecular function: G protein-coupled receptor activity. The coding region runs from base 28 to 2481 and encodes 817 amino acids. NCBI's taxonomy places the organism in Eukaryota, Metazoa, Chordata, Actinopteri, Perciformes, Anoplopomatidae. Gene Ontology annotation, cellular component: membrane. Gene Ontology annotation, biological process: G protein-coupled receptor signaling pathway.
CCUAGUUUGUUCAAGCAGGGAGAUGUAAUGAUAGGGGGGAUUUUCCCGGUUUUUAACAAAGAGGUAAGUAGCACCCCUACAUUCGAGAGCGAGCCACCUAGAGUAAAGUGUGCAGGAUUUGAUCUGCGUGCUUUCCGCUGGACCCAAGUGAUGAUAUUUGCAAUUGAAGAAAUCAACAAUGAUCCUGCUCUCCUGCCAAACAUAUCUCUUGGCUAUAGGAUCCUUAACUCUUGUGCAUCUCCCACAAAUACUUUACGUGCGGCACUAACACUGGCUAGUGGACCUGAGGAGAUAGAACUCAAUUCUCCUUGUCCUCCAGCUGUAUCUGCCCUAAUAGCAGAAUCAGGAUCAUCUCAGUCUUUAGCAGUGGCUGGAACUCUUGGACCAUUUCAAGUGCCAAUAGUAAGUUACUUCUCAACAUGUGCCUGUCUAAGUGACAGAACUAAAUAUCCAACAUUUUUCCGGACUAUCCCCAGUGACUAUUUCCAGGCAAAAGCUUUGGCAGCACUUGUAGAACAUUUUGGCUGGCAGUGGAUUGGGGCUAUACAGUCAGACAAUGACUACGGGCGAGGUGGGAUUCAGGCUUUUACUAAGGAGGUUAAGAAGCUUGGGGUUUGUAUCGCAUUUGUCGGGACAAUUCUACGUACUUACACUAUGGAUAAAAUUCUGGAUGUUGUGGAAAUGAUCAAGCAGUCAGCUGUCAAAGUCAUUCUUGCGUUCGUUCCAGAGGGUGACUUUUACCCUUUGAUGAAGGAGGUUGUGAAACAGAACAUUACAGGAAUUCAGUGGAUUGCCAGCGAGGCCUGGAUAACAGCAACUCGACCCUCCACACCCGAAAUCUAUCAAGCUUUUGGUGGAGCCCUAGGAUUUGUGGUGCAGAAGAUGGCUAUUCCAAAUCUAAAACAAUUUCUUACAGGCAUUAGCCCUUAUACUGAUCCAAGUGCAGCCUUUGUGAGGGAUUUCUGGGAAAUGAUGGUCGGCUGUCGUCCUCUCUUAACAGGGACAGAGCCAACAAAAGAAAUUUGCACAGGCUAUGAGACAUUAUUGAAUUCCCAGGAUGUGUUCUUCAAUGUCACACAGCUCAGAGUGUCCUAUAAUGUGUAUAAAGCAGUUUAUGCCAUUGCACAUGCCCUACAUCAGCUGGUAUUUUGUCAACCAGUCGGAGAAAACACAGUGAGGCCAUGUUUGAAUAUAUCAGAAAUUCUGCCAAAAGAGGUCACUGAUCACCUACGAAGGGUGAAUUUUAAGAAUCAGUUUGGGGAUAAUGUGUUUUUCGAUGUCAAUGGUGACCCUCCUGCCUCUUAUGAUAUAAUUAACUGGCAACUUAUAGAUGGGCAGGUGCAACAUGUCACAGUGGGUCAUUUUGCCUCUGAUGCUCACUUAAACUAUAAGCUCAGGAUCCAGAAGGAAGAAAUUGUGUGGAGGACAGGAAAAAUGGUCCCGACAUCAAUGUGCUCAGAAAUGUGUCCAGAAGGAACAAGGAAAGCUCAAAAAAAGGGAAAACCCAAUUGCUGUUUUGACUGUAUCCCAUGUGCCGAUGGAACUAUAGCCAACUCAACAGGUGCAGCAGAUUGUACACCCUGUCCACGGGAAUAUUGGUCCAAUGAGGGGAAAGAUGAGUGCAUUCCAAAAACAAUUGAGUUCCUGACAUAUAACGAGCCGAUGGGAAUAGCUAUUACAGUUAUAUCCCUGCUAGGGGCCUCCAUGUCGCUGGCCACGAUGAUGGUCUUUAUCCGCUACAAAGAGACUCCUGUAAUAAAGGCCAGCAACUCUGAGCUGAGCUGUUUCCUGUUGCUUUCUCUUUUUUUGGGUUUUCUCUGCCCCCUCACAUUCAUCGGCAGACCUACAGUCUGGACAUGCAUGCUGCGCCACACAGCUUUUGGUGUGACAUUUGCACUUUGUAUGUCCUGUGUUUUGGGAAAAACUAUUGUUGUUGUUACAGCUUUCAAAGCCACUUUUCCUGGCAACAAAUUUGCAGGAAAGUUUGGUCCUGCACAGCAAAGAAUCAUAGUUUGCUCCUGCACUUUGAUUCAGAUAGUGAUAUGUGUGUUGUGGCUUAAGUUAAAUCCACCUUUCCCAGACAUGGUUUUCAGACAGAGCAAUACGAAGAUUGUUUUAGAAUGUAAUACAGGCUCUGAGGCUGCUUUCUAUGCAGUGCUGGGGUACAUAGGGAUCCUUGCAAUAAUAUGUUUGGUCAUGGCAUUUCUAGCAAGAAAGUUGCCUGAUAACUUCAAUGAAGCCAAAUUAAUCACUUUCAGCAUGCUGAUCUUCUGUGCUGUCUGGAUCGCCUUUAUCCCAGCGUAUGUCAGCUCUCCGGGGAAGUUCACUGUAGCUGUGGAAAUAUUUGCAAUUUUAUCUUCAGCAUUUGGCUUAUUGACUUGCAUUUUUGCACCUAAAUGUUACAUUAUAUUAAUCAAGCCAGAGAGAAAUACCAAGAAACAUGUCAUGGGAAAAACUCUUCCCAAAAAUAUGACUUCCUAA